CGGGGGCGGCCGCUGUGCUCGGCUCGGCUCCGUUCCGCCCGUCCCGUCCCGUCCCGUCCCGUCGCGGCGAUGCCGGGGCUGCGGCUCCCGGUGCUGCUCCUGCUGCCGCUGCUGGCCGCCGCCCCCCCCGCGCCCCCCACCCACACGGCGCCCCCCGACAGCGCGCUGAGGCCCGGGGCCGCGGGGGUGGGGGGCUCCCGGGGCUCCACGGCGGCUCCCCCCAGAGACGCCGGGACGGGGGGGGCAACGAACAGCAGCGCCGCGACCCCCCCGAGGGGCACCGCGGCGGGGGGGGCGCCGAAAAGCCCGGCCGCGACCCCCCCGAGGGGCACGGAGAGGGGGGGGCCGGGAAGCGCCACCCCCGCCAGCCCCCAGCCCCCAGAGCGCGGGACGCUGAAGGGGGGGGCAGGGGCCAAAGCCCCCGUGCCCAGGAGGAAAGUCGUGCGGGUCAAGGUGGUGAAGAAAAAGGUGCUGAAGAAGAAGCCGAAGGCUCCAGCCAAGCACCCGGCUGCCCCGCAGGAGCCUCAGUGCCCCCCGCUGGGGCUGGAGUCCCUGCGAGUGCUGGACUCCCAGCUCCGUGCCUCCAGCGACAAGCGCUACGGCCUGGGCGCCCACCGUGGGCGGCUCAACAUCCAGUCGGGGCUCUACGACGGGGAUUUCUUCGACGGCGGCUGGUGCGCGGGGCAGGAGGACAAGGAGCAGUGGCUGGAGAUCGACGCCCGCCGGCUGACCAACUUCACCGGGGUCAUCACGCAGGGGCUCAACUCCAUCUGGACGUACGACUGGGUGACCUCCUACAAGGUCCAGUUCAGCAACGACACGCACACGUGGCAGCCGUGCCGCAACGGCACCGAGGAGGCGGUCUUCCCGGGGAACAAGGACCCCGAGACGCCGGUGCUGAACCUGCUGCCCUCGCCGGUGGUGGCCCGCUACAUCCGCAUCAACCCGCAGACCUGGUUUGAGAACGGCACCAUCUGCCUGCGGGCGGAGGUCCUGGGCUGCCCCCUGCCAGACCCGAACAACAUCUACUACUGGCCCAGCGACCCCGUGCCCACGGACAAGCUGGAUUUCCGCCACCACAACUACAAGGAGAUGAGAAAGCUGAUGAAGCGGGUGAACGAUGAGUGCCCCAACAUCACCCGCGUCUACAGCAUCGGGAAGAGCUACCUGGGCCUCAAGAUGUACGUCAUGGAGAUCUCCGACAACCCGGAGCACGAAGUGGGUGAGCCCGAAUUCCGCUACGUGGCGGGGAUGCACGGCAACGAGGUGCUGGGCCGGGAGCUGCUGCUCAACCUGAUGGAGUACCUGUGCCGCGAGUUCCGCCGCGGAAACCCCCGCGUGGUGCGGCUGGUCACCGAAACCCGCAUCCACCUCCUGCCCUCCAUGAACCCCGACGGCUACGAGACCGCCUACAAGCUGGGCUCCGAGCUGUCGGGCUGGGCCAUGGGCCGCUGGACCUACGAGGGCAUCGACCUCAACCACAACUUCGCCGACCUCAACACGGCGCUGUGGGACGCCGAGGACAACGACCUGGUGCCCCACGAGUUCCCCAACCACUACAUCCCCAUCCCCGAGUACUACACCUUCGCAAACGCCACGGUGGCCCCCGAGACGCGGGCGGUGAUCGACUGGAUGCAGCGCUACCCCUUCGUGCUGAGCGCCAACCUGCACGGCGGGGAGCUGGUGGUCACCUACCCCUUCGACAUGACCCGCACCUACUGGAAGGCGCAGGAGCUGACGCCCACGGCCGACGACGGCGUCUUCCGCUGGCUGGCCACCGUCUACGCCACCUCCAACCUGGCCAUGGCCAGCGAGGAGCGCCGCCUCUGCCACUACGACGACUUCAUGCGCUCCGGCAACAUCAUCAACGGGGCCAACUGGCACACGGUGCCCGGCAGUAUGAACGACUUCAGCUACCUGCACACCAACUGCUUCGAGAUCACGGUGGAGCUCUCCUGCGACAAGUUCCCGCACGCCUCCGAGCUGCCGGCCGAGUGGGAGAACAACCGCGAGUCGCUGCUGCUCUACAUGGAGCAGGUGUGGGACCGGGAGGCACCCCCGGCCCCGGGGGUCCCACCGACACUGAGGGGCUGGUGGCGGGAUGCAGCCAGGGGGUCCCCAAAUGCCCCCCAAGGCUUUGCACCCCCCUUCCUUCCUCCCUCAAUGGGGAGGCUGGGGCUGGGGCAGCAGGGGCGUGCGCACUGUGUGUGCGCUCU
Messenger RNA from Anas platyrhynchos (mallard), 2216 nucleotides. Lineage: Eukaryota; Metazoa; Chordata; Aves; Anseriformes; Anatidae. The record is from RefSeq and is a predicted model, not a curated record.